Messenger RNA from Sinocyclocheilus rhinocerous, 3781 nucleotides. RefSeq names its product sodium/potassium/calcium exchanger 1-like. The record is from RefSeq and is a predicted model, not a curated record. Lineage: Eukaryota; Metazoa; Chordata; Actinopteri; Cypriniformes; Cyprinidae. Gene Ontology annotation, molecular function: calcium, potassium:sodium antiporter activity; calcium channel activity. Bases 268 to 2421 code for a protein of 717 amino acids. Gene Ontology annotation, biological process: intracellular calcium ion homeostasis; long-term synaptic depression; long-term synaptic potentiation. Gene Ontology annotation, cellular component: plasma membrane. The transcript is spliced from 10 exons.
AGAGCUGUCCUGCGGUGCGUCCUGCUUGACCUGAAGCAGCGCUCACAGCAUCCGUGCCUUUCCCUACAGCCCAGCUGUGAGACAGCAGCGCUUUCAUCGGCUUUCAACCGGUCUGUGAGAGGAAACCUGCACCACAGAGAAAAUGAGAUGAGUCAGUCUGAGAGUGAGUGCUGCACACCCCUGGAAUUUUUGGGGGAAGAUUCUGGAUGUUCUGGGUGUCACUGCCCUAAAAAACAACUUGGUGCCCUUUAGGAAGCAUACUAGAAAAUGUUGCUGACUCGAAGAAAGAGACUUCAUCUUAGCCGGAUUAUAUUUCUUCUGUCUGGGGUUUUCCUUUGUUCUUUAUAUCAACUCACUAUCAGAACCAGACUACCAGAACCCUGGCCUGAGCCCCAGACAGCAGGAAGACCUGAGGAUGGCUCUGAACUUGGCUCUGGACUGUCGGAGAUAACAGAGGUUUUUACUAAUUUGACCGCUGCUGAGCCAAAGAGCUCCAACCACACAGAUGGGGUCCAGUCAUCAGAGAUGGCGACAAAUGUACCCAUCCCAACAAUAUCUAUAACAGAGACACCUACAACAACCACAAACAGGACAAUCAUCCAUUGCAUCUAUGUUGAUCCAGACCUUCCAAAACCCACCCCAGUUCCUACUCCGGCAACCGAUAUGACCACUUUUUUGCCCAACACUACAGCGUCCAGACCUGGAGAGGCACCACACAUGAAGGGCGAGUACCCGGAGGACAUCUUCACCAUUGAGGAGCGACGCAAAGGCUGGGUCAUUCUUCACAUCUUUGGAAUGGUAUACAUGUUUGCUUCUUUGGCCAUCGUCUGCGAUGAGUUUUUCGUUCCUACAUUGGGGGUUAUCAUAGACAAACUGGAGAUCUCAGAUGAUGUGGCCGGGGCAACGUUCAUGGCUGCUGGAGGCUCUGCUCCUGAACUCUUCACUUCCUUGAUCGGUGUCUUCAUAUCUCAUAGCAAUGUGGGCAUUGGAACCAUCGUUGGCUCGGCUGUCUUCAACAUCCUAUUUGUGAUCGGAAUGUGUGCGCUGUUUUCCCGGGAGAUGCUUCACCUCACCUGGUGGCCUCUCUUUCGGGAUGUGUCGUUCUACAUCCUCGAUCUCAUCAUGCUCAUCAUCUUCUUCUUGGACAAUACCAUUAUGUGGUGGGAGAGUAUGAUGCUGGUGUGCGGUUAUGCUACCUAUGUUGUCUUCAUGAAGUACAAUGUUCAGAUAGAGCAAGCUUUUAAGACUCAACUCAGGAAACACAAGAACAUCGUCAAAGUUAUCGCGGUCGAAGAACCUGAGAAGGACAAUGGGACCUCGAGUGAAGAGAACAGGCCGCCUGAACCAGAAGACAAGAAUCGAUUAAAGCUGAAGCCCACACUGCAGCGCGGGGGCAGUUCUGCCUCUCUGCACAACAGCACCAUGAGGAACACCAUCUUCCAGCUGAUGAUUCACACACUGGAUCCUCUUGGAGAAGUGAAAUUUAAAGACAAGGCUCAGAUUUUGAACGACAUGGCCCGGGGGAAUGUAGAGAACAAAAAGAAGGAAAAAUCUGGUGAAGGUGACGAUCAAAUGGAGCAGUCCAAGGAUUCCAAAGAUGCUGCUCCAGGAGCCAAGGAAGAAGACGCUAGUCAAAAGCCUGAGGCGCAAAAGGAAGGAGACACUGCAGCAGGAGGAGGCUCAGAGAAACCAGGAGGUUCAGAUGAUUCGGGAGAUGAUGAUGAAGAUGACAGUGAUGAAGACAGCGAUGAAGACAGUGAUGAUGAAAAUGAGGAUGAGGCUGGGGAGGAAGGAGAAAAUGACGAACCUCUGUCCUUAGAGUGGCCAGAGACCAGACGUAAACAGGCCACAUAUUUGUUUCUGUUGCCCAUUGUCUUUCCUCUGUGGCUGACAGUUCCAGAUGUCAGAAACCCUGCAUCCAAAAAGUUCUUUGUCAUUACUUUCCUUGGCUCAAUAGUAUGGAUUGCUAUAUUUUCCUAUCUUAUGGUGUGGUGGGCACAUCAGGUGGGUGAGACCAUUGGCAUCUCUGAGGAAAUCAUGGGUCUCACCAUUCUGGCUGCAGGAACAUCCAUUCCUGAUCUAAUCACCAGCGUGAUUGUGGCUCGAAAAGGCUUGGGAGACAUGGCUGUCUCGAGCUCUGUAGGCAGCAAUAUAUUUGACAUCACCAUGGGGCUGCCCGUGCCCUGGCUGAUGUACUCAUUCUGCCAUUCCCUGGCACCGGUGCCCGUGAGCAGUAAUGGGCUGUUCUGUGCCAUUGUGCUGCUCUUCCUCAUGCUCCUCUUCGUCAUUAUCUCCAUCGCUGCCUGUAAGUGGAGGAUGAAUAAAGUGUUGGGAUUCAUCAUGUUCAUCUUCUACUUUGUGUUCCUGGUGCUUAGUGUCAUGCUAGAGGAUCGAAUCAUUAUAUGUCCCGUGUCCAUCUGAGCAAACCCGUGGAUACAGUCCUGUCUUUUGAAACGUUCUGAACUGUAACUUCACACAUAAUGUAUCAUAUUUGAAGCAUCUCUGGACUCACUGUUGACUUAUUCUGUAUUACACAAGUUAUUUUGUAAAGGGAUGCAAUAACUGGCCAUAAUUUCCAAACUCUGUUAACUGUUACAGACACUUGAGUUUUUUUGGUCUCCUUUUUUGGUUUGUUACAUUAAAAUGAAUACAGUAAUGACACAGAAGAGUCACAGGCCCUGUCCCAAAUGGUCUCCAUUUUUGGUAUCCACACUUUGGUGAUGUAAUGCCAAGUAGAUUGUUGAGUGUAGACUGCUGUGUUUGCCCACCAGUGUGAGCUUUGCAAAAGGGCACAUUGAGGCCACAUACAGAGGCACUCUUGAGCACGCUUUUGAACCAUAAAAUGACAAAUAAGACACCCUACUGCACUGUGGAUUUGGCAAACACAAUAUGAUUCUGAUUGCAUAAUUAAAGGCCACAUCAAGUGUGCCAUUUAGGACAGCACCACAGUGUACUAUAUAUGGAAACUCUCACUUAAUUUGUGAUGCAAUUUAACCAUUUAGUUCUAUUGUGAUGAUACCAAGACACAAAAUCACAAAGAUUAUAACCUGGUGAAAAGUCGAAAUGUUGCUUUAAUUUUGUCCAAUGAUGAAAAAUUGCAUUUCACAACAAAGAAAAUGUUUCCAAUUUUUUUUAUUUUUUAUAUUGUGAUUGUAUUAUUUGAUGUUGUGGGUUUUCAGAUAGCUAUGGGACUACAUUGGGAGAAAUUGUGAGCUUAUUGUAAAUGAUGCAAUUGAAUCAUUCUGCAACGGAAUUAUUUUUGUAACUUGGAAAAAUGUCAUUAGCAAGCGUUUUAAAUGCAGAUCUUGUGCUGUAUGUAAGAUAUGAUUUUUUUUCCAUCAUAAAAGUAGAAUCUCAAGCAUAUAACAAGACUUCUUUACAAAGUCUAAUGUAAUCAGUAUGAUUCUGAUAAAAACAGUUGUGAAUUUCCAUACAAAUGUCACACUGCUGUUUGAAUUCACUACUGAGUCAAGGAUUGUUUUUUUUCAAAUAUUACACAGUGUUGAUUUCUCUCUUGAGAGUUGCUCAUUGUAAAUAUUCAUUUGUUGGUUCAGUGCAAAAUUAAAUGGGGUUUCAAAUGUGACUUUUCCUCCCUCUGUUUCAUCGAAAACAAACCAGUGACACCAACACAAACACUCUGGAGUCGAUUUAAGUGUUUAUUUACAGUUCUAAACAAUUUUAUAGACCUGGCUCAGAUCUGACUAAAUGAUAUAUACAAAUAUAAAUAGAAGUAACAAAAGGAGUGAUAUGUAAAGCACAUUGCCCUAACAAAAUGAUUUGU